Molecule: messenger RNA, 2413 nt
Organism: Dreissena polymorpha
Lineage: Eukaryota; Metazoa; Mollusca; Bivalvia; Myida; Dreissenidae
Product: involucrin-like
Exons: 9
Coding region: 329-1555 (408 amino acids)
Cellular component (GO): cytoplasm
Source: RefSeq, a predicted model, not a curated record
UCUUUCACUGUGGCAACAAUUGGAAACAAUCAUGUAUUAAUUGAUAUGUGUGGAAAAUGAUAUUGUGUCAAUUUUUGCAUAUCCAGGUCUUGUCUGGCUUUAUUAAACAUGCGUAACAGCCAUAGCCAAUAGAAUUUACUCAACAAUAGAUAGUGGAUGGAUAGAUGGAUGGAUUGAUGUAUUGAUGGACAGAUUGAUGAAAGAACAAACGGAAAAACAGACCAACAGGCAGAUGGAUAAUCAUUACAUGAAUGAAUUUGAGAAUUACUGCAUCAAUGAAAGAAUGCACUAACAAUUAAACAGACGAAUCAAAGAAACAAAACUAAAAAUGGCCACAAUCGACGGUUUGUUUGAGCAGAUAAUACAUUCAGAAAAAGCUGCUCAACAUACGAAAAAUAAAAUUCAAGAACUGCGCCAAGAGGUAUUUAUCAAUCAAGAAAAGUGUUGCACAUUAGAGCAGAAAAAUAGCGAGUUACAACAACUCCUAAGGACAAAGCUGGAUGAACUGAGCAGGCAUGAGUUCACUGCCAAGUUGCUGGCAAGUAGAGAGAAGAUCUACCUGGACCAGAAAACAGAACUAGACGUAGAGAUGAAGAGUCUUGUAGAGAAACAGAGGUCAGUUGCAGAAUGGUUCUACAAGGAGAGAGAGCUGCUAUGUUCCCAGAUAUCACAAUACUCAGAGCAGUUUGGAGGCUGGAGUUUGAAUGGCCAGGAAGACCGACUAAAACACUAUAGACAACAGUUAGAGGAGAUCCUUGUAGAAAAACAGUCAAUGGAGUCAGAGAUAGAGAAAUUCUUAAUGGAAGAAGUUGUUGUGACAACAAUAACAGAAGAAAAAGAAGACCUUAAAAAUAAACAUGAUAAAGAACAAGAAGUGAUAACAGCACUUCAUUCAGAGCUCAACAAUGAAACUGAGAAAACUGCGUGUCUUGAAAACCAAUGCCAGGCUUUGUCAGAGCAGACUCAAAACAAUCCUGAGUACAUCAGCCUUGUGAAGGAAUUGGAGGAAUGCAAGCAACAGUCUGCUUUAUUGGAUGAGGAACACACAAGGCUACAAGAUGAACUGAAUAAUCUUCAUCAGCAGUUGUGGCAGCAGCAACUGCAGCAACAGCAGACAAAGAAGUUACAACAGCUGAGGGACAAUGUGUUAGUGACCCCUUACAGUGAAGCUGGUCAGCAAGAGUCAUCAACCUCUGAGAGUCAGAAACCAGUUCUGGUGGAGUCAAAUACAGACGAUUACAGCUGUGAGAAAAUGGAAGAUUUGUUCUCAGACUCUGAUGACCUUGAUCUAGAAACAGACAAAGGUCAGGGUGAAACUGACAGGGGUCAAGGUGAUUCUAAGCUUAAAGGUCAAAGUGAUUUCCAAACUGCUAGUGAUGUAAUGCAGGCAGACAUAUCUGCGGAACUAAGCAUGAAUAAUUCCAGUGUUAUUGGAAAAUAUAAACAGCAAGAUGACAUUACCCAGAGCGGUGAAUGGAAACACAUGCCAUCAUCCCAGUUGUUAUCCUUGCCGUUAACAUCGAAGAAGAUUUUUCGGUCUUGCAGCAAAAAUUAGAUAACUGUUAUAAUUGUGUUUAUUAAUUAAUUUCAUUGAAGGAUAACUGCUUAGAGAAAUAUAAAUGAGCAUUACUGUGUGAAAACAGGGUUUAAUACAUAUGUAGGCAGUUUUAUUCAAGAUCAGCCUGUGCAGCCAGCACAGGCUUAUAAGGGGUCACAUUAUUCUUCUAAACUGGAAAGUCAAUACGAAGAGACAUUCUUUAAGUAAAAAAUACAAUAGAAGCCGUAUAGUUAUUAAUGUUUAUUAAUGAAUUACUUAAGCCCUGUUUUUCCAGAGCAAGACUCAAAUCACAAUAUUUAUGAUUCCGGAUCCAGGAUGUAGUGGUGAAAAAAGGUUGAAAUUAUCAUUGAAUUUUAUGAACAGGAUAAACACAAGUACUUUUAUAAACCACAGUUUUAUAUUACAUAUUUUGCCUUAAAAUACAGGUAAAAACAAUUUUAUUUUUUUACUUGUUAUUCUUAGUAGUGGCAUAGUGGGUAUGAUAGAGGUCCCUGAUAGUAUAGACAGUUGACAGUUCAAUCCCUCAGAGAGCAUUCAAAUGAUUUCUUUCUUAAAAUGUCAAGUACUAAUAGUACCCUGAAAACAAACUCAAAAGUGUUGCAAUAUAUAUAUAGUCAGAUGGCUUUCGACUGAAGUCAGAAAUGGAAGUAGAGUUAUAACUACCUUUUCAUGUAUAAGUGUAUGUGAAUAUUGUUUGUUUAUACUUUGGUUGUUGCCCGACAUAAUAUUUAAAGCUGUUUCCUGAAAUAUGAGAUGUUUCGUUGAAUAUGCUGCACCAAAAGAAGUGCUUUGUGUAUUGUAAGGAUCUUUGGUUUCACCAAACAAACAAAUAAUGAAUAAAAUAUUUAAAACUUG